Messenger RNA from Psilocybe cubensis, 993 nucleotides. RefSeq lists its product as uncharacterized. The record is from RefSeq and is a predicted model, not a curated record. Bases 1 to 993 code for a protein of 330 amino acids. NCBI's taxonomy places the organism in Eukaryota, Fungi, Basidiomycota, Agaricomycetes, Agaricales, Agrocybaceae. The transcript has a single exon.
AUGUCGCGCCUCUUUCUUGCCCUCUUUGCUGCUCUUGUUGUUCUUGCCUCUCGCUUUCUCUAUGGCCAUGCUGAGCAUGCUCACAUGGGCGACCAUAUUCUGCCCCAGUGCACAGCCUCUCAGCCAUACAGUCUGCGCUACACUGGGCUAGCCCCGCUCGACGCCCAGAUCUGCAACUAUGUCGUCGUCUUCCACUCCGUCCUCGUCCCCCAGAACGGCGCACACACUCCCAUCAUAUCCUACUUUGCUGCUGCAGGCGCUCCCUACGCCCUCCUCACCGUUCUCAACAGGUUCAGCAGGCCCAGAUUAGACCCGCUCGCAUACCCCACCCUCUGGCUUAUGGCCACCCAGAUCUUCUCCUUUGGUCUCACCUUUCCCAUCUACUCGUUUCUCUGGGUCUACACCUCCAACGGCCGUCUUCCCAUGCCCCUUCGCUCGUUCACCAGGGUUGACGCAGAGUCUGUGCUCUUUGCCAUGGUUCUUGGAGGCGCCAUCCCGUCCAUUGCCAUGGUCUACCUUCUCGACCCGUACAUCACAUGGCUCUGGCAAAUCUACCCCGUCUUCAUCUUUCUAUUCCGUCACCUCUACUUGCUCAUUCGCCCCCCAUCUGACUCUGCCCAGUCGGCGUUUCCGGUCUUGCGCUUCACAUAUAUAGCCACUUUCAUCGCCGCUCUGCUCAGCCACAUCGUCAUUGUCUGGCCCCUCUUUGCGGACUGGAGCGCUCUAAAGACCCUCAUUAUACCCUCGAUAACACCCCUCGAGCCCUCGGCCACACUUAGGCUGAUAGUCCUCCAUUUUUUGAAAUGGGACUUUCUCCUCGGAUACCUUGGCGCUGCUUUAGCCUCUCUGUGGUCCGCCCAAUCUCCAAAACAGUUACUUGCCAUGAUAGCCUGGUAUGUAUUCUCAAGUCCACUCAUUGGAAUCGGUGCCGCUUUCAUGGCUCUGGCAAUUUGGAGAGACGCCAGAGACCAAGGCUCUAUUAAUCUCGAAUAA